This is a messenger RNA of Mizuhopecten yessoensis (Yesso scallop), 2178 nucleotides long. Its product is annotated as survival motor neuron protein 1-like. Gene Ontology annotation, biological process: mRNA processing. The record is from RefSeq and is a predicted model, not a curated record. NCBI's taxonomy places the organism in Eukaryota, Metazoa, Mollusca, Bivalvia, Pectinida, Pectinidae. The coding region runs from base 41 to 886 and encodes 281 amino acids. Gene Ontology annotation, molecular function: RNA binding. Gene Ontology annotation, cellular component: cytoplasm; nucleus. The transcript is spliced from 8 exons.
GUUGCAGGCGUAACGGUCGUUACUCGGCCUGAACCUAAAGAUGGCUACCUCCGGUGCGGGCACAGUUUUAUUUAAAAAAGGACAGCAAGGUUCUGGUAGUGAAAAUGAACUUUGGGAUGACACAGCACUCAUAAAGGCUUAUGACAAUGCUGUAAAGUUAAUGAAGUCCAAAAUCAAAACUGAAAAUGGUGAAGAGGAAGAGGUUGUCGAAGAAACUUUCCAACAGAAGAAGAAAAAGAAAAAUAAGAAAAAGCGAAGUAAAAGCAAGAAAAGAAAAUGGAGUCCUGGGGACCAGUGCAGAGCAGUAUUUUCAGAGGAUGGUUUGAUUUACGAUGCAGAGAUUUUGUCAGUGGAUGAAGAGACUUCCACAUGUUUUGUUCGCUAUAGAGGUUAUGGAAACGAAGAAGAACAUAACCUAUCAGACCUUCUGCCUUCCACAGGAAGACAGCGCAAGCAGAAGUUCACAUCAGAUGUGGAGACUGACAGUAUGGAUUGGAGUGAUCGACCAAGUCCAGCACCAAAGUCAAAUCGUAGAAGUCAAAAGCCUGGACAUCCUAGUUCAACAACAAACAACACAUUUUCAUGGCCUGGAUCAGCCAUGUUCCCACCAUUCCAAGGAAUGGCACCACCUCAGUUUCCAUUUUCAUCUUUGCCAUCAUAUCCUGGAUUCCCUCCUGGCGGAUUUCAUCAUCCAGCUGGUUUGCCGACGGUUCCCCCACCUCCCCCGCCCCUCGGGGACGACCUAUUGGAGGGUGACAAUGAGGCCCUAUGUAGUAUGCUGAUGUCCUGGUACAUGAGUGGAUAUCAUACCGGAUACUACCAGGGUUUACGCCAUGCUCGUCAGUCAGGAGUCUCAGCUACCUCGCAGUCAGAAUCUGGAAGAUAACACCCUCUCAUUGGAUUGGUUGUCUGUGGAACGGGUUGUGUAAAUGUUAGCCUUUUGUAAUGAAUGAAAUUGUCGACAUGGCUGAUAUCAACAUAAGUGUACCCUGGGUAUCUACUCCUGAGCCUACGAUUGAAAUACUCUGGAAGCACAGAGCACUGGCAUUCUCAUCCUAGAACCUAGGUCAGCUUCAUCCAACAAGGGAGUGUGAGCUAUCAGUCUUGGUACCAACAGGAAUAAUAAGAAUGCACUUAAUGUACUUAAUGUAAUAAGUUUCGGAAGCAAGAAUGUUGUGGUGCGUUACAGGUACAUUUCAAUGAUCGUGUAUCAAUGUGAUAACUGGACAUCAAACUUAAUGGCAGGAUCAGAUGUUCAAAGCAUGUGAUGGAUCUAUAGGGAGAGGAAUUCAUAUUCCUCCCCCUCCAGUUUGCAUUUUCAUCAGAAAAGCUAUUUAAUAGUUAUAAAAUAAAAAUAUGUUUCAGGAGAUGACAGUGGUAUCAAUAGAAUUUUUUCAACUUACAUCAUAUUCCCUCUUCAUGAAAUCAUGGAUCUGUUCCUGAUUGUUUUGAGUAAAGAAACUGGACAAGAUUACAUUGCUGGUGCUGUCUUCUUAUAGAGUGAAUAUCUAUCAGUCUUAACUGCUAUUUCAAGUUGUGAAUGCUAGGUGAAAUCAAUGUGGAUUAUACUAAGCAAGAGUAAUUUACUGGACCUAGUGUUUUAGCAUGCACAUGUUCAGAAAUACACAGGAAUAUUUGAGUGCCUGGUAUUAAAAAUUGUCUGCUGAGAAUGUAUGAAUGUGAGGAGCUUAUAAUGCAAUAAAUGUGUCGGAGAAAAUGGUGAUAUGGUGCUUUCUGUGCAAAACUUGUUUUAGAUAUGUUCAUAGAGUUUUAUAUGUUACUGUGUGCUGGUUGGACACCUCGUUGUACAAUGGAAUGGUGAUCCAUGACAAGAUUAAGCAAUUAGAUUGACAUGAUCUAUAAUUGAAUAGAACUUAAAUUUGUGUGCAUUCAGAAUUAAAUUUUUGAACUUUUUGAAAAAAAACUAGCUUGCAAAAGUUGUUCAAACUUGUAACUGUGAAUUGGAAGUUGCACAUUGUUAUUGAAUAACGAGCUAGGUUUAAUUUUGUUGUAUACAAGCACAGAGUCUACACUGUUAGCUAAAUUGGAAUGAUUUAAAAUUGUAUCUUGAUUCUGGAAGGGAAAAGUAAACAGUCGUCAGUAUAUCACAUCAUUUAUUUGUAAAGUAAGUCUAUACAGAAAUUGUAAUCCAAUUUGAUUAAAAAAUAUUAUCAUUGA